AUGCCAAUGUCUUCCCAAGAAACCAAAAUGGCACUGCUUGGAAACCUAACGACAGGCAUCCGCCAGGUCCGGCAGGCGCAGCGCGCGGACGGCCCAGCGUGCGUUCUGGCCAUCGGGACGGCGAACCCGGCGAACUGCGUGCAGCAGGAGGAGUACGCCGACUACUACUUCCGCGUCACCAACAGCGAGCACCUCACCGAGCUCAAAGCCAAGCUCAACCGGAUAUGUACCAAAUCGGCCAUCAAGAAGCGCUACUUCCACCACACGGAGGAACUGCUGCAGGGUCACCCUGAGUUCCUCGACCGCACGUUGCCAUCCCUGAAAGCCCGGCUGGACAUCACGGCCACCGCCGUUCCCGAGCUCGCGGCAGCCGCGGCGGCUGCAGCUAUCGCCGAGUGGGGCCGCCCGGCCGCCGACAUCACACACCUCGUGGUCGGCACCUACGCCAGCGCCCACAUGCCGGGCGCCGACCACCGUUUGGCCUCCCUCCUCGGCCUCGACCCGUCAGUCCGCACCACCAUGCUCUACGUCAACGGCUGCGCCAGCGCGUGCGCCGCGCUCCGGGUCGCCAAGGACAUCGCCGAGAACAACCGCCGCGCGCGCGUCCUCGUCGCCUGCGCCGAGCUCACUCUCAUCAUGUUCCGCGCUCCCCAGGAAGGGCACCUUGACACGAUCAUCUCGCAGGCGCUGCUCAGCGACGGCGCGGGAGCCAUGAUCAUCGGCGCCGACCUCGAGGGCUCGGAGGGCUCGCUUUUCGAGAUGGUGGCCGCGUCACAGACCGUGGUACCGGCGACGGCACACGCCGCAGUUGGACAGUUUGGCGAAGAGGGGUUCCUGUUCCACCCUUGCAUCGAGAUGCCAGCGAUAGUUCGCCAGAACGUCGAGCGGUGCCUGGUUGACGCGCUCGGGCCGCUUGGCUUGAGCGGUCGCUGGAACGACCUCUUUUGGGCGGUGCAUCCCGGAGGGCGAGCAAUCUUAGACGGCGUGGAGGAGGUACUCCAGUUGGAGCCCAAGAAGCUGGCGGCAAGCAGACAUGUGCUGAGCGAGUACGGCAACAUGUCCGGGGUGUCCGUCAUCUUUGUGCUGGACGAGAUCCGGCGCCGCCAUGACGAGCACCGCGGUCUGGGGGUAAUGCUGGGAAUUGGACCGGGGCUCUGCCUGGAGACGAUGGUGUUGCACGCAUGCAUGUAA
Triticum turgidum subsp. durum (durum wheat) is the source of this 1191-nucleotide messenger RNA. The record is from the annotation of a GenBank genome assembly. NCBI's taxonomy places the organism in Eukaryota, Viridiplantae, Streptophyta, Magnoliopsida, Poales, Poaceae.